AUGUUCAUCUGCAAAUUGCAGUGCAUAUCUUCUCAAACCACAGGUCGUACACUGAAUUUAUAUGACCAACUGUCGAGAUAUCUACCAACAUCCCUCAUUCUCCAUAACUGUUUCAUUGAGUGGUCGGUCGAGAUCGAGAAUGGCAUGGUGAUAGCGUCACAUCGGAAAUCCCCAGGCUAUCUUUCGGGUAAUCUCCAUGAAACAAAAGAGAAGAAAGUCGGAGCUCUCUUGCCAAAAGCCAAGCUCAAGGGGAGAGAGCCUAUUACCGCCCUCAUCGAGUCUUGGUUGAGCGUCAUCCGGUAUCAUCCUCCCUCGUCCAUUCCCCAGGUCGAGAGGCGCCAGCCAAAAUCAAUUACGACCCGGCCAACAUUUCCAAACCGUAGUCACCAUGCACAUCCACCCCGCCACCCGCACACCCUGCAGCACCGAGUAAAGCCGCAGCCGACAGGGGGCGACCAUACGCGCUGGACCUACACUUCAGCUCCAGCGAUACUAGGAUCUGUGGUUUAG
Messenger RNA from Histoplasma mississippiense, 510 nucleotides. RefSeq lists its product with no specific name. NCBI's taxonomy places the organism in Eukaryota, Fungi, Ascomycota, Eurotiomycetes, Onygenales, Ajellomycetaceae. The coding region runs from base 1 to 510 and encodes 169 amino acids. The transcript is spliced from 3 exons. The record is from RefSeq and is a predicted model, not a curated record.